Molecule: messenger RNA, 661 nt
Organism: Hyalella azteca
Lineage: Eukaryota; Metazoa; Arthropoda; Malacostraca; Amphipoda; Hyalellidae
Product: putative methyltransferase-like protein 7A
Molecular function (GO): S-adenosylmethionine-dependent methyltransferase activity
Source: RefSeq, a predicted model, not a curated record
UCGAUAUUUAUUGAUGAGUUAAACGCUGUGUAAUAAGAACCAUUUCCGUUCUGAAUCGUCUCACUCUCACUUAUCCUAGUUAUGCUUUAGAGUUUAUUAAAAAAAUCACAGCGUCUGAUACUCCGUUGAUGAAAAUCACCUAUCAUCACAAUAACAUCAAUGAGCAACAUUGAUUGCAAAAUCCUGACAGUAACAGUAAUCUCUAGUAAUAUCGAUUUGUAUUCAAUAAUUCGUGACAUCUCACUCACACUGGCACGCAUAAAUACCAUCUUAGUUCAUAUAAUCAUUGGGUUGCCGAUUAUUUUCAGUUGUGCAAUAUGAUGAAUUUAUACUAUUUCAAAGUAAUAUGAGCCCCUGGUAUUCACAGCAAAUAAUAUAUAAAAGAAAACUUCUUAAUAGUUUAUUAGGCAAUUUGUUGUGCAAACUUGAAGCGUCAUCAUGUGGUCGCUUUUCAUCAGUUUCUGUCUCGGUUUCAUCUUCUGCAAGGCUCUUCCCAGCUUGCGACAUCGGGCGUUUGCACGGUUCAUGUCGUAUUUCUACUCGACUGUUGAUCCGUCAUUUGUUGCGUUCAAGAAGAAGAUAUUUGGUGACAUCGUGAAGGAGAAGCCCCGGCGACCUGGCAGCUCAGAGCUCCGCAUCCUCGAAGUCGGCGUUGGCACAG